Molecule: messenger RNA, 663 nt
Organism: Penicillium cataractarum
Lineage: Eukaryota; Fungi; Ascomycota; Eurotiomycetes; Eurotiales; Aspergillaceae
Product: NAD(P)-binding protein
Exons: 2
Coding region: 1-663 (220 amino acids)
Source: RefSeq, a predicted model, not a curated record
AUGGGGGUCGGAGUGAAAUCGCUCUUGGUUUUCGGUGCCUCCAGUCCAACAGGACAACAUAUCGUUGAGGAGGCGCUCAACAAUGGCUGGGAAGUCACAAUCUAUGGCCGCCGCACCCUCCAAAAGCACUCUGAAAACAGUCAAAUUACGACCCUCGAAGGAACUUUGCAAGAUGAGUCCAAUAUACGCCAUGCCAUUCGCAAUGCAACCGUCAUUGUUUCCGUUAUUGGACCUUCAGGUACCACUAUCAAGAAUACCCCAUUUCCUGGUUUCUAUCGACGGAUGUUCGACAUCAUGCGAGAGGAAGGUGUCAGGCGGAUCAUCGCUUUGAGUACAUUCAGCGUACCUCACCCAAAUGAUCGAUUCAACUUCACUUGCCAUAUGCUCGUGUCGAUGCUUCGCCUUUUUGGCCAUAGUGCCUGGAGGAAUUUGAUUGACGUGGCCGCCACCUUUGACCAACAUGGAAGCGAUCUGGACUGGACGCUAUUCCGUGUCGGGUUUUUGAAAGAUGGGGGCCCAGGCCAGGUUAUCCAGGGAUAUGUAGGGGAUGGCAAGCUUGGGAUGGGGGUGAAUCGGGUUGAUGUAGCCAAGUGGGUGGUCCAGCAGGCUAGUAUGAAGGACGCAGAGAACUUGGGGGAUAAGCCUGGGAUUUCAUCCGCCUGA